Magnolia sinica is the source of this 1837-nucleotide messenger RNA. RefSeq names its product xylulose kinase 2-like. The record is from RefSeq and is a predicted model, not a curated record. NCBI's taxonomy places the organism in Eukaryota, Viridiplantae, Streptophyta, Magnoliopsida, Magnoliales, Magnoliaceae. Gene Ontology annotation, molecular function: D-xylulokinase activity. Gene Ontology annotation, biological process: xylulose metabolic process; D-xylose metabolic process. Bases 66 to 1739 code for a protein of 557 amino acids. The transcript has 11 exons. Gene Ontology annotation, cellular component: cytosol.
AAUUCUGCAACUUUCUUUUCAUAUUUUAGAGAAUCGGUUAAUAAAACGAAUUUGGAUUUGCAGUGAUGGAUUAUUCUCUUCCAGAAGAUUCUCUUUUCCUUGGAUUUGACAGUUCUACUCAGUCUUUGAAGGCAACUGUGCUAGACAACAACCUCAAUAUUGUUGCUUCAGAGGUUGUGCAUUUUGAUUCUGAAUUGCCACAUUAUAAGACUAAGGAUGGAGUCUACAGGGACCCAUUAGUAAAUGGUAGAAUAGUCUCUCCCACUUUGAUGUGGGUGGAGGCUUUGGAACUCUUACUUGGAAAAUUUGUGAAAGCAGAAUUGGAUUUUGGAAGGAUCGCAGCUAUUUCCGGCAGCGGGCAGCAACAUGGUAGUGUCUAUUGGAAGAAAGGCAGUUCAGCCACAUUAGCAUCUUUGAAUCCCGAGAAACUGUUACUUUCUCAGCUUGGUGAUGCUUUUGCAACAAAGGAAUCACCUAUAUGGAUGGAUAGCAGCACGACCGCACAGUGCAGAGAAAUAGAGAUAGCUGUUGGGGGUGCAUUAGAGCUAUCCCAAAUUACUGGGUCCCGUGCAUAUGAGAGGUUCACGGGCCCGCAGAUCCGGAGGAUAUUUGAGACUCAGCCGGAAGUAUAUCAUGACACGGAGAGGAUCUCCCUCGUCAGCUCUUUUAUGGCGUCGCUCCUGAUUGGUGGUUAUGCUAGUAUUGAUGAAACAGAUGGCGCGGGAAUGAACUUGAUGGAUAUCAAACAGCGUGUUUGGUCGAAGAUUGUUUUGGAGGCUACUGCUCCAGGUCUAGAAGAAAAGCUUGGAAAACUGGUGCCGGCCCAUGCUGUUGCGGGUCUGAUAGCUCCCUAUUUUGUUGAGAGGUUUCACUUUAAUAAGAGCUGCCUUGUUAUUCAGUGGUCUGGAGACAACCCAAACAGCUUGGCAGGUUUGACCCUCAAUACUCCUGGGGAUCUAGCCAUUAGUCUCGGCACAAGUGACACAAUAUUUGGGAUUACCAAUGAGCCUCAACCUGGCCUAGAAGGACAUGUAUUUCCCAAUCCUGUUGAUCCAAAAUGCUACAUGGUGAUGUUGUGCUACAAAAAUGGAUCUCUAACUCGAGAAGAUGUACGGAAUCGGUGUGCAGAGAAAUCCUGGGAUGUUUUCAACAAGCUUCUUGAGAAAACGCCCCCAUUAAAUGGGGGAAAGCUAGGAUUCUACUAUACGGAGCAUGAAAUCCUGCCUCCCCUCCCAGUGGGAUUCCAUCGCUAUGUUCUUGACAACUUCUCAAGUGAUUCAUUAGAUGAGUUGAAAGAGCAUGAAGUGGACGAUUUUGAUGCCCCAUCAGAGGUACGUGCCAUCAUUGAAGGCCAAUUUCUCUCUAUGCGUGCUCACACGGAGAGGUUUGGGAUGCUGUUUCCUCCCAAACGACUAAUAGCAACUGGUGGUGCAUCAGCAAAUAAGAGCAUUCUUAGUGCAAUCACUUCCAUUUUUGGCUGUGAUGUCUAUACGGUCCAACGACCAGAUUCAGCUUCAUUGGGAGGGGCACUGAGGGCAGCUCAUGGGUGGUUAUGCAACAAUGCGGGCAGUUUCGUUCCCAUCUCAUGCAUGUACGAGAACAAGCUAGAGAAGACAUCGCUUGCUUGUAAGCUUUCAAUGCCAGCCGGAGAUCAACAAAUCGUCUCCAAAUACACUGUGCUGAUGAAGAAGAGAAUGGAAAUUGAGGAUCGUCUUGUCAAGAAGUUAGGCCGGAGGUAAACCACUAGCUUGAAAUUGAUCACAAGUGUAGCAUCAGAAAUCUUUUUAUGAAAAUAAAAAUAAAAAUGCGAAGUACUAAUCUUGGCAUUUUUGCUGCA